Molecule: messenger RNA, 252 nt
Organism: Arctia plantaginis
Lineage: Eukaryota; Metazoa; Arthropoda; Insecta; Lepidoptera; Erebidae
Source: the annotation of a GenBank genome assembly
AUGACAGCCCUGUAUCUAUUAAUUGGCAUGAAGUUUAAACAACAACGUACACCGGUUGAUGUAUUCCUUGAUGUGUCAGAUAUUGUAGACACAUUUGAGGUCGACAAUGUAUCGGUCCAACGGAGCGCAGCGGUCGCCACGGCAACGCCUAACAAUUACGGGCAUCGGCGUCGCGUGAAUUUAAUAUUCGGCAAUGUAACCGCGCGAAGGGGUACCGCGCGGCGCACGAGUGUAGCUGCGGCUUUAUACUAA